Molecule: messenger RNA, 4734 nt
Organism: Diaporthe batatas
Lineage: Eukaryota; Fungi; Ascomycota; Sordariomycetes; Diaporthales; Diaporthaceae
Product: ubiquitin-specific protease UBP15
Exons: 10
Coding region: 786-4304 (1172 amino acids)
Biological process (GO): protein deubiquitination; regulation of protein stability
Cellular component (GO): nucleus; cytosol
Molecular function (GO): cysteine-type endopeptidase activity; protein binding; cysteine-type deubiquitinase activity
Source: RefSeq, a predicted model, not a curated record
CGGAGAGUAGGUACCUACAUUUCACCCUCUUGCCCUUGGGGGCCUCUGCCACGCCUGACCCGGCCUUGUGGGACGCCCUGAAUGAUCUCUGUCUGCAGCAAGCUAAGCACUCCGCAUCCACAACCCGCAGUUCUUACGUACCUUGGCUUGCCAGGCUUUGCUCAUGCUCAUGCAGAUGCUUUGCCCGGCACCACCACCACCUCCCUCCGCCUCCUCCACCACAACGCAUUGUCUACUUGGGCCAAGACUGGGCCGAGUAACGGAAGGGAACAAACAGAGCGUGACGCCUUGUUGCUCGCCUUGACUUGUCCUCUGCUCUAGUCUUGCUGUUCUGUCCCCUGCCCUGCAUCUGCCAUAUCAUCCAAACGCGGCACUCGCUCCCCCAUUUUUUUCGUGCUGCUCCAAUAUCCUGGCUUACAGUGUCUCACCUGUUCCUUCUCCUCGCCAACCCCAACGCCCAGACAGCCCGUCUAGGCCAGGCCAGGAAUCGCAACUAAAAUCGCCCUCCUCAGGUGGAUCCUGACGUCGACUGGCCACACGCGCUUUCCCAAGCGCAGCAUAUCUCUCGCCCGCAGUCGCCCUUCUUCUCCUAAACACCAUCCUACCUGGGCCCCCGUCCAUCGCCAACCACUCGUUGCCACCUCCGUCGCUUGCAGCUUCCUCGGGCUGUCGAGAGAGCCCUGACCACGGCACUCUGCCCUGCGAGCCUCUCCUUCCCUUCCGCACCGCACCGCAUACAUCCAGCUCGGCCCUCCUAAAGUCGAGCUUGCUCGCAAACCUAAGACAUGGCCUUCAACCCUGACAUGCACUCCCCGAACGACAUGCUCGUCGACACAGAGGAACACAUUGUCGACCCAGCAGCCAACGGUGUCGAGAAGGACAACCUCACAAUCAUCAACCCAGACAACCUAGAGACAGAGGCAGAACAGCUUCAGGACCUGACCAGGGCGGAUGACUAUGAGGCCAUAAAAGACAUUGUCCUUAUACCACUCGUCGAAGAGCCUCGCGUGCUCGAGGAUGUCGUCAACACCUGGGAAAUCACAAACUGGAGGUCGCUGAACAAGAAAGAGCGUGGCCCUGUCUUCCAAGCCGGCGGUUUCCCUUGGCGGAUAUUACUCUUUCCGUUUGGCAACAAUGUCGAUCAGUGCUCCAUAUACCUGGAGCAUGGCUUCGAACCGAACGAGGUCCCCGAGGAUUGGAGCUGCUGCGUCCAGUUCGCACUGGUCCUCUGGAAUCCGGAAGAGCCUACCAUCUUUGCUCAUCACAGUGCCCAUCACCGGUUCACCAAGGAAGAGAGUGAUUGGGGCUUCACAAAGUUCCUGGAGUCUCGUAGGAUGUAUGGCAUCUGGGACAAUGCGAACCGACCCAUGAUCGAGAACGACGCCGCGAACAUCACCGUGUACGUCAGGAUUGUCGAGGACGAGACCGGGGUAUUAUGGCAUAACUUCAACAACUAUGAUUCCAAAAAGGAGACGGGAUUCGUCGGCCUUAAGAAUCAGGGUGCAACAUGUUACCUCAACUCUCUUCUUCAGUCUCUUUACUUUACAAACGCAUUCCGCAAGGCUGUGUACGAAAUACCGACAGAACACGAUGAGAGCAUGACCAACAGCGCAUACACCCUGCAGCGCCUCUUUUACCAGCUCCAGACCUCCAACGCCGCAGUCGGUACGAAUGAGCUGACCAAGUCCUUCGGCUGGGAGACCAGGCACAUCUUUGAACAACAAGAUGUUCAGGAGCUCUCGCGGAAGCUGAUGGAGCGCAUGGAGGAGAGGAUGAAGGGCACAAAGGCCGAGAACAUGCUGCCCAAGAUGUUCAGUGGCAAGAUCAAGACAUACAUUUCUUGUAUUAAUGUCGACUACGAAUCCAGCCGGAUAGAGGACUUCUGGGAUGUUCAGCUGAACGUCUCCGGGAACAAGAACCUGCUGGAAAGCUUUCAGGACUACAUACAGGUUGAGAAGAUGGAAGGCGAAAACCAGUACAUGGCAGGUGAGCAGUACAAGCUGCAGGACGCCAACAAAGGCGUCAUCUUUAUGAGCUUCCCCGACGUCCUGCACCUGCAGCUGAAACGUUUCGAAUACGACUACAUGAGGGACACCAUGACGAAAAUCAACGACCGUUACGAGUUCCCUGAGGUCUUCGAUGCGGCUCCGUACCUGUCAGAAGACGCCGACAAGUCCGAGUCCUGGACAUAUCAGUUGCACGGCGUCCUUGUGCACAGUGGCGACCUUAACGCCGGGCACUACUACGCAUUUCUAAAGCCAGAGAAGGACGGAUGGUUUUACAAGUAUGACGACGACAAGGUGACCAAGGCGACAAUGCGAGAAGUUCUGGAAGACAACUUUGGUGGCGAGUACCGACAGCCAACAAACAACGUUCGGAGUCCGCUGCAAAGGAAGGCGCCCAUUAUGCGGCCUAACAGUGCCUACAUGUUGGUGUACAUUCGCCAAUCACGAGUAGACAACGUUAUUUGCCCCGUCACUGAACAGGAUAUCCCCGAACAUCUGCGUAACCGAUUCGAGGAAGAGGCAGCCAUCAGGGAAACUCGGAGAAGAGAAAGAGAGGAGCAACAUCUCUACAUGGGCGUCAAAGCUAUCCUUCCUUCAACGUUCCGGGAGCACGGCGGUACAGAUCUCGCAUCCUUCGACGCAAACCCCGACUUGGACCCUGCAGCACCGAGAUUCUACAGAACGCUGCGGUCUUCUACUGUCCAGGAUCUGGUCAACCGCAUUGCUGAAGAUGUCAAUGAGGACCCGCGGAAGCUGCGGCUCUGGAUGAUGGUCAACCGUCAGAACAAGACAACGCGCCCUGACACGCCGAUGAUGGAUACGAGGGUGACAGUGGAAGAAAGCUAUAACAAGUCGACCACUCACAACAGCAACGUCCUUCGUGUCUGGGUCGAAGUAGCAGAAGAGGUCAACGCCGAAGGCGAUGCCAUCUGGCCUACUUACCAGAGUCAAAGCAACGGCGUAGUUGUGAAAAAUGACCUGAUACUCCUGUUCCUGAAGCAUUUCGAUGCCGAAGCACAGACGCUCCGGGGUGUUGGACACGCCUACAUCAACAAGGAGAAGAAGGUUGAGGAGAUCGUGCCACUGAUAUGCAAGAAAAUGGGAUGGGGCGAGAAACUGCCAGGCGAUGAUAAGGUCAUGCUCUGGGAGGAGAUCAAACCAAACAUGAUCGAGACCCUGCGGGCCAAACAGACGCUAAAGGCUGCUGAGCUGCAGGACGGUGACAUUGUCUGCUUCCAGAGGGUGACAGAGAAGAAGUCGGGACUUGAGAAGAGGCUCGGACUCGGCGACAAGACACCCGAGGAGACGACGAGGAAAUCGGACCGGUGCGAGGAUGCUCGCGAGUACUACGACUUCCUUAUGUUCAAGAGGACGGUUAAGUUCCAUGCUCACCCAACGCGGUGUGACCCCAACCAAUUCCCACCCUUCGAGCUCGUUCUCAGCGCAAAGAUCAGCUAUGACCAACUGGCUGAGAAGGUUGGGAACACACUGAACGUGGACCCCACACAUCUUCGAUUCUACACCGUGAACACCAACAGCGGAAACGUUCGGGUCGCGGUGAAAAGGUUGUCUACGAACCAGACACUGCAGAGCAUAUUGAACCCGGCAGGUUAUUCUCAGAUGAACCAAACCCAGAGAAGCGAUGCGUUGUACUUUGAAGUGCUCGACAUGAGCCUGGCAGAGCUUGACACGAAGAAGAAUGUCAAGAUCACAUGGCUCAGCGAAGGCAUCACCAAAGAGGAUCACUUCGACAUCCUGGUCCCCAAGAACGGCAUUGUGGAAGACCUGAUCAACGGGGUCAUCAAGAAGGCUCAAAUCCCCGAAGAAGCUGAGGCCGGGAAGAUUCGAGUCUUUGAGGUGAACAACCACAAGUUCUUCCGGGAGAUGUCGCGCGAAUACCCAGUCAUCAGCAUCAACGAAUAUACGUUGCUAGUGGCUGAGCGGAUGUCUCCGGAGGAAGCAGAGGCUUCGGACAAGGAGUUUAUCAAUUGUUUCCACUUCCAAAAUGAGCCGAGCCGCGUGCACGGAAUGCCCUUCAAGUUCCUGCUCAAGGAGGGCGAGACGUUCGCAGAUACCAAGAAGCGCCUUGAGAGGCGGACUGGUCUCAAGGGCAAGAGCUUCGAGAAGAUCAAGUUUGCCGUCGUGAGGCGAUCAGCCUACUCUAAGGUGCAUUACCUUCAGGAUGACGAGGUGCUCACAGAGAUCCUGUCGGGAGAUGAUGAUGAUUUCCUCGGUUUGGACCACGUAGACCGGACAAGGUCUAUGCGCAAUGGCACGGGAGACCUGUUCCUAAAGUAGACCCGGAAAGGCGAAGUGUACGAGAGUGUGAGAGAGCGCCAGGCGAGGCAUCCAGCAUGAUGUCACGGUUGUGGUCCCUGGCGUGUGUUAUUUUCGAUGCGGCGGAAAGCAAAGCCUCAUAUGUCCUAGGCGGUGGAGGCUGGCCAUGAUUCCAGCCCCAGCACAAUAUCUUAUACUCAGCAGCAGGGAUUCGGCGUAGGAGGCGGAAGAGGUCAUUCAAUCAAUACGCGGCAAGAGGGUUGGGUAACAUGACUAGGCGGACAUGGGGUUUGUAAGGGAGGAAGUGGACAGCCAGACGGACUUGUCUUCUUUGCUUUUCUAGCACGAGCUGGCAGAGGCAAAGACUGGUCUCUUCGUUGCAUAAACGGUAUCCUUAGACCAGGCCUGUACGCAAAUUAUAGGGCAAACGAACGACGAAGAUUCACCCGAG